Molecule: messenger RNA, 4074 nt
Organism: Lucilia cuprina (Australian sheep blowfly)
Lineage: Eukaryota; Metazoa; Arthropoda; Insecta; Diptera; Calliphoridae
Product: putative leucine-rich repeat-containing protein DDB_G0290503
Exons: 3
Coding region: 298-4074 (1258 amino acids)
Source: RefSeq, a predicted model, not a curated record
AAAUUCCAAACAUGCGGUUUAGUUCCUCAAAGUAAAUUCAACUAGUCAGACAAAAACCUGAUACCAAAGUGGCUGCACGUUGUGUGUUGAGUUUGAACAAGAAAUAAAAAUUGUAUAUGAAAAAGAUUAAAACAACAACAGAAAAAAAUUUUACGGAAAAAUAUCAACAAAUUUAAAUCAAUUAAAUAAAAAUUGAAACGGCGCCGAAUUAAAAAAAAAAACAUUUGUCAACAUUGUGUUAUAGAAAAACUUGGUGACAUUAAUAUUCAAAAAAAAUAUUAAAACAAAUAUUAAAAAAUGAAUUGGUUUCUGCUGCUUUUAAUUCUAAAACUUUUUACCAAUAUUUGGGCUGCACCCAUAGAUCUAUUAGAAGUCAAGGAUGACAUUCAAGUGGAACAAAAUAUUUCAAAUGGUUUCAUUAAUAACAAUUUAAAUGGCACCAUCGAUCAAGCAAAUACUUUGCUUAAAACAGCAGAAGAUGAACUCAAUAGCUCCUCUUUACAACUAACUGAAAAUCUCAAUGAAAAUACUCCGAAAAUCUCCACAGAUUUGCACAAUUUUACAGCUGAAGAAGAAAAUGUUGUGGAAUCAAAUUUUGAAAAAGAGACAACCGAAAAGAUUUCUGAAGUAACAACCACAACAGAGGUGAAUGGAGAUGAAAUUGGUGCAAUGUCAAACUCUGUUACGAUUAUACCUCAUGAGGAAAUUGAACAUGAGGAGAUUUCCCUAACCACUGAAAGUCCAUUAGAGAUUUCAAGAGAUGUUGGAGAUUCUGUUAAUUUCAGCAGUGAGCCUGUACUGCCAGCAAAUGCUGAACCAAGAAAUAAUGCAGAUAUUAUAUUAACGGAACCAGCUGUAACUGAAUUUGUUUCCAACGAUGUGAAAACCUCAACAGAAGUGGGAACAAUUAAGGAUGUUAUUGGCACUCCAGCAAAUGAAGAAAGUUUAAUCGAGUCCAUGGAGAUACUCGAAAAUAAAACCGAUGAAAGUACAGAAAAGAUUUCAACAACUUUAAAUGAAUUUGAAACAGAAAAAGUUUCUAGCAAUAGCCAAGAUAAUUUGGAACACACUACUCAAGCAUCUAAUCCUGAAGCAACUACUACUCCAAAUACUCCGACAAUUGUGGAAAUUUUAAAUGAAAAUGUCGAACAAAUUUAUAAUCUAUCCGAAAAAUUAGUUGAAAGCUCGGUCAGUAAUCAGGAUUCAACAACCGUUAAUGAUUUAGAAGAAACUUUUACUCCCACAACUGAAGAAAUUUCUGCUACAUCCAUUGAAAACAAUAAUAAUGUUAACAAACAAUCUGCAAUGGAGGUGACAACACAUCAUUACCCAGAAGUAAGUUCCACUGAAACUCCCGCCUUAAAAGAGACUGUAGAUUCAUUCAUAAAUCAAGUAACAAAUAUUGGUAGUAGUAUAGGAAAAGAAGCUGAAGAAUUAAGAUUUGAUGCUUCAAUGAUACAUGCAGCAACGGAGAAUUUCAUUAAUCCUGAAUCACCUGUCGUUAUGCAAGAAAAUAUGACGGAAUCUCAGAAACCUUUAGUUGCCGAAUACGAAGAUAACUCCGAAAAGGCGCCAACUUUUAAAGAAGCAGUUGAUUCGUUUAUUGAAGAAGUUGUAGAAAUUGGUAGCAAGUUAGGCUUAAUUCCAGAGGAAAAACCGGUUAAGGAAAUUCCCACAACAACCGAGCCUUUAAGCGAGCUUAUAAAUAUAGCAACUACUCCUGCCCCCGAAAUGAAAGAAACAGCCGAAAGUAAUGAUUCCUCCACUGAUUCACCUGUGCUCGAAAUGGAAGGUAAAACUGAAGAAAUUAUUAUUAAUGCAACUACUCCUUCUUUGGAAAUUUUAGCUGAAAAUCAGAAUAACAAUUCAGAUUUAGUUCAAAAUUCCGAAAAUUCCAACUUUGGACGAUCUGCUGAGACAUUAAUCGAAGCAGCUUCCGAAAUUGGUAAUAACUUUAGUAAAACAUUCUCUAAUUUAUUUACUACAAAUGAAAAUGAACCAGAAACCAAUAAACUCAAUGAAAGUUUAAUGGGAAAAACUAGUUCAGCGGAGCAAAGCAAUUCGGAAAAUUCCGAAAUUUCGAGUACCCAAGUUCCAAUUGUAACUUUUCAAGGAGAUUUCCCAAAAUACUCUAUUAUAAAUCAUGAAAACAUUGAAGUGCCAUCCACAACUCCUGCUGAAGAAAGUACAGAAACCAUAGACGAACAUCAUGAAAAUAAAGAAGAUAUUCCAAAAGAUAGUGAAAACAUCACCCAGAAAGCUUUACAACAAACUCCAGAAGAUAUUAAACCUAAGGAGGAAGAACAAUUUGGCAAACAUGAAAGUUUAUCUUAUCCUGCUGAAGAAAUUACAAAAACUUCGGAAGAUCUAAGUGAAAAUAAGGAAGAUAUGAAACAAGAAAAUGAAAACUUCACCAAACAAAUUGUACCACAAACUCCAGAGGAUAUUAAACCCACGGAAGAGGAACAAUCUGCCAAAUAUGCUGAAUAUAUACCAGUAGCGGUAAUAACGAUACCAGAAGAUGAAGGAGAUUCUACAAAACAAAACGAACAUUCUGAACCACAGAUAUUAUUUGGUGAAACCAACGAAACAAGGUCGGAACCAGAACCGCAAGCAUCACAAGGUGAGGAAUCAAUAGAUAAAAAUGAACAACUAGAGAAAAUGAACAGUGAACAACCCACUCAAACGAAUGAGGAAAACGAAAGUGAAAAAGCAAGCGAAAAUAUGAAUCAAGAUGUCAUUCACAAAACUGAAGAAUACACCUCCUUAGCUCCAACAUCACAAGAAACUACCACAACCAAUUCUCCCGUCGUUAUCGUAGAAGAAACUACACAUGCCUUAAAUAAAUUUGAAAAUACUUUAAAAACUUUAAUUGAACAAGAAAAACUCAAACAUGAAGAGAGACAUGCAACCGCUCUGGAAACCAAUCAACAAGAAACUACCACAUUAGCGCCUACCACAAAAUCAUCCAUUGCUCAUCAGGAAGAACCCACCAUUACCACUACCACAACACAGUCGCUGGAAGAAACCACCAUGUUGCCUAAAAAGUUUGAAGAAGAGUUACAAAUGGCUGUUAAGGCUUUAGAGGAAACUACACACCAUCAUUUUGAAGAGUUCCAAAGUAAUCUUAAAGAAGCUUUCAAAAAGUUCACCGUUUGGGGAGCUGAACAUGAGAGACCCGAAACGACCACCAGCGCUACCACAACAAUAUUCAAGACUGAACUUAAUGAGGCUACAACAACAGAAACAGAAACUACACAACAAUCCCUAUCCGAACAGCCUACGACAAUGAUGCCAGAGGUAGACAACAACCAAGACAAAACUGAUGUUGUGUUAGAGGAAACUUUAAAAACUGAAGAACCUCAUCGUAUUGGUGUCAUCAAUCAAAAUUUUGUAGACAAAUUUGCUGAUAAUUAUGUAGAAUCUCCUGUGGCAACCAACAAAGAAACGCAAAUGGUUAAGGAGCAAUCUAGUCAGUUAUCGGAAAUGCAGGAAAGUGUGAUUGAAAUGGAACAAACUACUAAAACUCAUAUGGAUUUGACUACCAUGUUACCAGUUGAAGACGAAAUUAAGAGUGUUCCACAAGAGCAGGAGGAUGUUAAAACAGCUGAGAGUUUCAUGGAGGUUACUAGCAUUAAUAACGAUGAUGAUUUAAAAGAAGUUUUGACUCCCAUUGCUGAAAAUAUUGUUAAAGAAAGUAAUGCCGAAAGUGUGGAGACUACAACAGAAUACAUUGCAGAAACUAGUGCUACACCCCUACUGGCCCGAGUUACUUUGCAAAAAGACUUCAAUAGUGUUUCGCUCGUUCCGGAUAAUGAACAAAACACAGUUGUGCCUAUACAAGAGCCUACAGCAUUACAACCAGAUUCAGAACAAAUAAAAGAAAUCCACACAGAAACAACCCAAAAUACAGAAGCACUGGAGGAAGCUACUACACUGCCAACGUUUGAAACCUCCGUAAAAGAAAUGGUUACAUUUAUUGAACACAACGACACCACAACUGUCAAACAAGAACAGGAAACGAGGAAGAAGACUCAGUCACCACAAUUCAAACACAGACACAGGAACCGUUAA